AUGAAUUCAACUCGACGCCAAAUUCUACCGAAGCUUAAGCGACGACACGGUGAAAUUUCUCCAGGCGAGCUUCACCCAACACCACCUCCACACCACUUCUUCAUCACGCUUGGUCAUGCUGCUACAUUGAUGUCCAGCAGAUCAGCAUGGCAGAUAUGGCAGACGUCCCGCCUGCUGGCUCCGGCAAGAUCUCCAGGGUUCCGAGCCGGUAGCAUACACAAGCUCAGGCACCACCGAAAGCCUGCGUCCACCCUACAAUGGCUCCCAGCAGCCCAGUUCAGCACCACGGUUCCCAAGCCUUCCAACUAUGAAGUCCCAGAUCGGGACUUGGUGUAUUCAAACAAGGAGGUGGAAGAGCGUAUGCGAGAAUUGGCACCCGUCGGUACUAAUCUCCACCCACGAUAUGCACCUGCUGGACAGGAAAGGGACAUAAAGACGCUCGUGAGCGAGUUCGAAGACAAUGAGGGGGCCGCCAUCCCUGAGAAUGAUUCAGCUGCAGACAUAAAAGUCGCUGGGAGAAUAUCUUCUAUUCGUUCAUCUGGAUCGAAACUCGUCUUUCUCGAUCUUGUAAAGGACCAGUCGAAGAUACAAGUCACCAUAUCCCAUGCCUCCCUUGCCUCCGAUAUCGCCCUUGACGCUUUCAAACGUCAAACGCGCUUGAUACGUCGCGGCGACUACGUUUCCAUUCGGGGCAGCCUCCCGUUCCGCUCAAAGAAUGGUCAAAUCACAAUCAAAGCCUCCGAGCUCCCGGUACUCUUGUCUCCCUGUCUGAAUCGGUUUCCCGUCGAACAGCCAGGCUUCGCCACGAGUGAGACAUCGGAGUCAAACUUUACCCCACGACACGUAGAAAUGCUCACGGAUCCCGAGGUAAUUUCGACGUUUAAAGCGCGGUCGGCGCUGAUACGUGCCAUGCGCUCCUUUUUUGAACAGCUAUCUUUCGUCGAAGUUAGCACUCCUAUUCUCUCCGCCUCCGCUGGCGGGGCGACGGCGAAACCGUUUGAGACCAGUUCGACUCAUUUCGACAGGAAGCUCGCGCUCCGCAUCGCGCCAGAAUUGUAUCUCAAACGCCUCAUGAUCGGCGGCAUGACCCGUAUCUUCGAGAUCGGGCCGUCCUUCCGCAAUGAAGGCGUCGAUAAGACGCACAAUCCGGAAUUUUACACGUGCGAGUUCUACGCCGUCGACCACGAGCUUAGCCAACUCAAGGCGUAUACGCAUCAAUUACUCACAGUCAUUGCAAACGCCAUUCAAACUCUGCCAAUGGCACCGAGCUCGGAACAAUCGUGCUUACUGAUCAAGCAGAUCGGUGAGGGUGAGCACUUUGCCGAGUUCGACUUCAUAUCCACCCUCAACUCCGAACUGGGCAGUGACCUACCCAACCUCUCUUCUCCAGACGCGCAAAAGAACUUGAUCGAAAUAUUCGAGACCAAGUCCCUCCCCAUCCCUUCGAACCCUACCGUCCCAAGACUCGUCGACAAACUCGCGUCGAUCUACAUCGAGCCCAAGUCCCUCGACGAGCCGAUAUGGAUCACAAACAUUCCCGAGUGCCUUUCUCCACUCGCAAAGUCGUACGUUCAUCCUUCGGCUCCCAACUCCCAACGCGUCGCCGCGCGGGCAGAGCUUUUUAUACAGGGUAAAGAAGUCGUCAACUGCUACGAGGAGGAGAACUCGCCGUUCGAGCAACGCAGAAAGUUUACCGACCAACAGCGCCUGGCCCGGCAGAACGAAGAUCAAGACAUCGUCGACGAGGAAGCGAUGCUCGUGGAUGAAGAUUACAUUCAGGCUCUCGAAUGGGGUCUCCCGCCCACAGGCGGCUGGGGAUGCGGAAUCGACAGGCUCGUCAUGCUCUUCACCGGACGGGAGAGGAUAGGCGAUGUGUUGAGUUUUGGCACUUUGAGGGCCGUGACAAGAGGCGCUGAACAGAAGGAUUCGUUGGACGUCCCGAGUUAA
This is a messenger RNA of Exophiala spinifera, 1947 nucleotides long. Its product is annotated as lysine-tRNA ligase. Gene Ontology annotation, biological process: mitochondrial lysyl-tRNA aminoacylation. The coding region runs from base 1 to 1947 and encodes 648 amino acids. The record is from RefSeq and is a predicted model, not a curated record. Gene Ontology annotation, cellular component: mitochondrion; cytoplasm. The transcript is spliced from 3 exons. Gene Ontology annotation, molecular function: ATP binding; tRNA binding; lysine-tRNA ligase activity. Lineage: Eukaryota; Fungi; Ascomycota; Eurotiomycetes; Chaetothyriales; Herpotrichiellaceae.